AUGAAGUCUGGAUUGUUCAAUCGUGACGCGAUCACUAAGGAAUGUCCUGAGGGGUACAUUAAAAUAUGUGAAGGUACCACGGCAGUACUCCUUGCCCCAACCAUGCCAGCGGAUGCCAGUAAAACCAGCGUGGAUGCCACCCACCAGGGCAACGAGAGACACUUUUCCAAGACAACCUCAGCACAGCUAAGGUCCGAUAAUCACAAUGCCGAACACGGCAACGAGGAUCAGUCAGUCUUUUAUAAUCCAGCCCAGGUCGUCAAUCGGGACCUCAGCGUCUGCGCCAUCGAGACGUUUUCGCAAAUUCGACUGCGUGAACCCCGGAGGCGCGGCGGCGUGUCGGCUGGCCUCACGAUUCUUGAGGCUCUAAGCGCAACUGGGUUACGGGCGAUUCGCUACUACAAGGAAAUAUCCAACAUUCGCUACAUCAUCGCGAACGACUUGGAUGCGGGUGCGGUCGAGUGCAUUGCGCGGAAUUGCGCCUACAACAACGUCCCGCUUGCGCAGCCGACCUUGGAUGAAAACUUCCCCUCCUCUUUAGUGACGGUAUCACUGCCUAGUAACGCGGAAAAUGAAGGCAUGGGUCGCAUUCCGGGAGAGAUCACAUCCGGUGGUGGGAUUGUUCCUAACUUGGAUGAUGCGGUCGACCUGAUGCAUCGUCUGGCGCUCAAUCCCGGCGUGCAUUCUGGCAAACGUUUCUGCUUAUUAGAAAAAAAGCCCGCAGUGGUGGAUGGUGGCGGCAUGCCCUCUGAGGAAUGGGGCGCCCCCAGGCCGGUUCUACAGCAGGAGUUGAUGGAUGUCGUGGAUCUCGAUCCUUACGGUACGGCUUCACCCUUUCUCGACGCCGCGUUUGGGUGCAUCAAGGAAGGUGGGCUGAUGCUGGUAACGAGCACGGAUAGCGCCAUUUUGUGUGGAAACUACCCAGGCACCUGCCAUGCGAAGUACGACUCGAUUCCCUACAAGUCUGCUCAUUGCCACGAGAUGGCGGUUCGGAUUCUCCUCGCGUGUAUGGAGCGCGCGGCGAACAAGCAUAAAAAGUACAUCGCGCCUUUGCUGAGCCUCCAUAUCGAUUUCUAUGUCCGCUGCUUCGUGCGAGUCUUCACGCAGCCCGCGGAGGUUAAGUUGAGCGCAUCCAAGCUCGGCUAUCAGCUCCAAUGCACGAACUGCCCGGCCUUUUGGGUGCGACCGAUCGCGGUGGCGCGCGGGCCGCGUCCGCCUCGCCGCGGGAAAAAGCGCCCUCGCGAACCCAAUCAACCCCAACCGCCCUUUUCCGACGCAUCAAAUGAGGAAAGGAUGAAACCCAAUUCCCCAGACGCGUCGCUGGAGGAGACGAAAGCAGGGGUUCCCUCCAUUGAGGACUCGGACAUGGUGCGGUGGGAGCCCGAGAUCUUCCCUCCCGCGCCGUCUCGGACGAACGAUCCGAAACUGACGGCUCUCACCUUACAGAUGCUACCCCAGCUGGUUUGUCAGGAUUCCAAACGCGGCAGCGCGGAGCAGGGCUCUCCGGCUGAUCCGGGUUCUAAAGCUGCAGGGGGCCUCAGAGUCAAACCCACCGAUGCCGUUGGAAAUCCCCCCCUUCCACCUCGCGUCUCCGACGACCUCCAUGGAAGCGGUUGCGGGGUGUCGAAAGGGGAUUUUUGCCCGGUUUGUGGCUCCUCCAUCGCCCUUUCCGGGCCGAUUUACGCCGCUCCAACGCAAAACGGUGACUUCUUAACCGACCUCAUGCAAACCGUCCAAAGUCGCGCGGAGGAGGGGAAAAUCACAGCCGCGGCGCGCAUCACCGGGCUCGUGCAGGUCGCCCUUGAGGAGCUUCCACAGUGUCCGCUUUUUUAUCGCCUUCCGGAUCUCGCGUCGUACGUGAAGACGCGUUGCCCGCCGACGCCGUUGUUUGUUGCGGCGUUGGCGCGUUUGGGGUAUAGUUGCAGCCAAGUGCACUGCGAGCCUUCAGGGAUUAAAACGGAUUGCCCACCCCCCAUCCUCUUCGCCGUGAUGCUUCGAUGGAAGCAACUUUCCGAGGGCAACCCCGCUGAAUCGGAAGAGGAGUCGAAAGCCUCCGAUGCUAUGGAAGAGUCUGCGAGUGCCCCACGCAAACCACGAGGCGAUGAUUUGGGUGGAGGGGUUCCUAAAAUCUUAGUUUCUCCUUUAAAGAGCGCGGACUUUAGCUACGACCGGCAGCACGAUUUUCGACGUCAAGUGACCGGUCUCGCGAAGUUUAUUCCGAAUGCCCCUGGGUGGGGACCGAAGCGUCGGCACCAAGGCACCGCACCCAUCGCUAGUGAAGAAUUCUGA
Messenger RNA from Phytomonas sp. EM1, 2289 nucleotides. NCBI's taxonomy places the organism in Eukaryota, Euglenozoa, Kinetoplastea, Trypanosomatida, Trypanosomatidae. The record is from the annotation of a GenBank genome assembly.